CUCCCACUCCUUUCCUUAGGAAAAAUAAAAUUAAUAAAUAUAGUAAAAAAAAUCGUUGCAGUUUCCACUCUGUACUGUACCACAAAAAUCUCCCCACUCGUCUACGACACCGCGCUUCACCGACAACUGCCGGUGAAAAAGACAGGUCACCGGUCCCAUCGGUUUCUCCCCAUCUAUUACCCCGAGAACACGGUAUAAAAUCCUCUACCUGCCGUCCCGGAAACAUUUUCGGUCUAGUCGGAGCACCGCGAUCACCGCCGUUCGACGUCUGUACAGGGAACUUCAAAUUUUGGUAGAUGGCAGAUAGAGAGAAUAGAGAAAAGGGAGAGGAGGGAGAGGAAACUAAUACCUGUGGAAACGAAUGGGAAGUUGUGUCACUUACAGCAUCAGCAUAUGCUGCUGCACCUGGUCCAGAGGGAGUUGAACAGAAUAAUGAUAAUGAUGGCAAUGAGAGGAAUAAUGCUACUGGAAAGGAGGAAGCAGAAACGGGUCAUGCAAUGUUUAUGUCUAGUCACUUUGUCUUUCCACCAAGUCAGCAUGAGAAUUUACCAUUGGAACCUGAUACUAGUGGUGUCCACAAAGAACUGGGAGAUGAAAAUGUUGUUCCUGAAUUGAAUGUGGAGGCAAAGGGUAGAGUCGAUAGCAAGGCUGAAGAAGAUUGGGAUGUGAAAGCAUUGACUGUACCAGAUGAAUUUCCUGAAAUACAGUUGUUUGACGGAAAAGGUAACAAGUUGUCUGUUCAUGGUACAGAAUUUGAAGAAGGCACAGCUCUGCAAGAGUUAAAUUCAGUUGAUAAAGAGCAUAUUAUUUAUAGUGCUGCUAAAUUUAGUUCUUUUCCCAGCGAAACAACUAUUGGUGGACCAACAGCAUAUGAUGAGAAAACGAUAAUUCCUGAUCUAACUGAUCCAUCUGAACAAGGCUUAGAUUUGACAGGGAUUCCUCAAUCUCCAGAGCCUAUGGAAGAUGAUAAAUAUGGUGGGUCCAACGACUCCAACCUUCCUUGUGAAGCUUGGUGGAAGAGGCGAGCCGUAUCCUUGUAUGCUCAUGCAAAAGAGGCAAACACAUUUUGGUCUAUCUUCAUUGCCACAGCUGUAAUGGGACUUGUAAUUCUUGGGCAGCGGUGGCAGAAAGAAAGAUGGCAAGUUCUGCAACUUAAAUGGCAGUGCAGCCUUGGUGAUGCGAAGACAAGCAGGUUGCUGGGACCAAUUUCCCGAUUUAAAGAUGUGAUUGUGGGUGGCAAUCGGCGGGGAUCUUCCAUUGCAACCAGUGGAUCGACUGAACGUUAAUACAAUGAAAAACAGUCAAGAUGAUGACGAAAAACUGGAGAUGGAGAUGGGGAUGGUUAAAGGUUUUUCCUUCUGGGGUGGGAGCUGGUUUGCUGGGGAGCGAUUCACAAUACAUAUGCCAAAGCUGCAAGGACACAUUCCAAUAUUUGCAUAUUAUUAUUCAACUGGUUAUGAAUUUUUUUUUUUUAAUGUUUUUAUGACAACUAUUCGCAUAAAUUUCUUCAAUAUUUACUAUUUAACUGUUGGAUACCUUUAUUUUUAAUGGUAUGUUGCACAUAUGGAAGCACA
This is a messenger RNA of Malania oleifera, 1574 nucleotides long. RefSeq names its product ATG8-interacting protein 2. NCBI's taxonomy places the organism in Eukaryota, Viridiplantae, Streptophyta, Magnoliopsida, Santalales, Ximeniaceae. The record is from RefSeq and is a predicted model, not a curated record. The transcript has 3 exons. The coding region runs from base 297 to 1286 and encodes 329 amino acids. Gene Ontology annotation, cellular component: intracellular membrane-bounded organelle.